Pocillopora verrucosa is the source of this 1341-nucleotide messenger RNA. The record is from RefSeq and is a predicted model, not a curated record. Lineage: Eukaryota; Metazoa; Cnidaria; Anthozoa; Scleractinia; Pocilloporidae.
AUGCAAAUAAAAAACAAGAAGGGAGAAGCAGCAGCUCGCACAAACCUAGGAGAGCUGUUUCAUUCACUCGGCGAAUAUCAGAAGACUAAAGAAUAUCUUGAGAAAACACUUGCCAUCUACAUGGAAAUUAGAGACAAGAAGGGAGAAGCAGCAGCUCGCACAAACCUAGGAGAGCUGUUUCAUUCACUCGGCGAAUAUCAGAAGACUAAAGAAUAUCUUGAGAAAACACUUGCCAUCUACAUGGAAAUUAGAGACAAGAAGGGAGAAGCAGACGCUCGCACAAACCUAGGAGCGGUGUUACAUUCACUUAGUGAAUAUCAGAAGGAUAAAGAAUAUGUUGAGAAAGCACUUGCCAUCUUUAUGGAAAUUAGAGACAAAAACGGAGAAGCAGUCGCUCGUACAAACCUAGGAAAUGUGUUACGUUCACUCGGUGAAAAUCAGAGGGCUAAAGAAUAUCACGAGAAAGCACUUGCCAUCUUCAUGGAAAUUAGAGACAAGAAGGGAGAAGCAGACGCUCGCACAAACCUAGGAAAGAAGGAGAAGGAGCAUUUCGAGAAAGCACUUGCCAUUAGAAUGGAAACUAGAGACAAAAAGGGAGAAGCAUUCGCUCGUGUAAACCUAGGAAUGGUGGUACAUUUACUUGGGGAAUAUCAGAUGGCGAAACAGCAUUUCGAGAAAGCACUUGCUAUUAGAAUGGAAACUAGAGACAAGAAAGGAGAAGCACUCGCUCGUUUAAACCUAGGAAUGGUGUUUCAUUCACUUGGUGAAGAUCAGAAGGCUAAACAGUAUCACGAGAAAGCACUUGCCAUUUACAUGGAAAUUAGUGACAGAGAGGGAAUAAUACAAUGCUUACUUAAACUCGGAAUUGUCUUUUAUUCGCUCCGUAAAUAUCGGGACGCUCACGAACAUGGGGAGAAAGCACUCUCUAUUGCUAUGGAAAUCGGUGACAGAGCGAAAGAAGCGGAGGCGUAUGGUAUCCUUGGAGACGUUCUUUAUUCCUUACAUGAUUAUCAGAUGGCCAAAAUCUAUAUCGAGAAGCAGAUUUCCAUCAGCACUGAGAUUGGUAACAGACCUCAAGAAGCAGAGGCAUACCGGGCAAAAGCACGUAUACUUCGACAUGGCAAACAAAACAAAGCUGUAGAAUGCAUUGAGAAAGCGCUCUUAAUAACUAGUGCUAUUGGUGACAUUAGAGGCGAUUUUGAAGCCUUAGCUGAACUCUCGUACAUUAAAAUUUUGCAAUCAAAGUUCCAGGAAGCGGAGUCUCAUCUUCAUGAAUGUAUUGCCAAAUAUGAAAAACUGCGACAUUCCCUGCACGGAAACGAGCAGUUUCAAAAAUCCUAA